Messenger RNA from Nematolebias whitei (Rio pearlfish), 820 nucleotides. RefSeq names its product myoglobin (gene mb). Lineage: Eukaryota; Metazoa; Chordata; Actinopteri; Cyprinodontiformes; Rivulidae. Gene Ontology annotation, cellular component: extracellular exosome. Gene Ontology annotation, molecular function: oxygen binding; heme binding. Gene Ontology annotation, biological process: oxygen transport. The coding region runs from base 66 to 509 and encodes 147 amino acids. The transcript is spliced from 4 exons. The record is from RefSeq and is a predicted model, not a curated record.
GGGGGUGAGUCGAGCCAAAAAUAUUCUGGGACAACCACAAGAUACUUUUUCAAGCUCUGCAGAUCAUGGCGGACUACGAUAUGAUCCUGAAGCACUGGGGUCCAGUGGAGGCAGAUUACUCCACCUAUGGAAACCUGGUUCUGACCCGCCUAUUUACCGAGCACCCAGAAACUCAGAAGCUCUUCCCCAAGUUCGUCAGCAUUCCCCACGGUGACCUGGCCGGAAACGCAGCCGUUUCUGCCCACGGAGCCACUGUGCUGAAGAAGCUCGGCGAGCUGCUGAAGGCUAAAGGCAACCACGCUGCCAUCCUCAAACCUCUGGCCAACAGCCAUGCGACCAAGCACAAGAUUCCCAUCAAUAACUUCAGGCUGAUUACUGAGGUGAUUGUUAAAGUACUGGCAGAGAAGGCAGGACUGGACGGUGCCGGACAGCAGGCCCUGAGGAACGUCAUGGCCGCCGUCAUCGCGGACAUGGACGCCGGUUACAAAGAGUUGGGCUUUGCUGGAUAAACAACGAGACCAAGCGUCAUGCUUAGAUCUUUCCAGAACCAGAUAAUCUUCUACUUGCAAGAGCUUUUUUUUUUCCAAAGACACCGCUCUUUAUAAUCAAACUGCUGAUGAUAGUUCUCUGACUCAUUUACUUACGAAAAAGUCAUAUUAAGUUCAACAAUCGUGUUUUAUUAGUAGAAUUAAAGCGCUAAUCUGUAUUAAAUCAAACAAGUCUUCGAGAUUUCUGCAGAUAUUACCUGAAUUCUUGGGAAAAGUGUUUAUAAUCACUUUAAUUCAUUGUCUGAUUUUACUAAUAAAACUGUUGCUCUUUG